AUGUCGUCCACAUUUCACAAGCCGGCCCCCAAUGUCCCUUACUGGACGCCGGCCCAAAACCCUCCUGCCGGAUCGGCCUUGGACCCGGCCUCAGCUCCGACCCUAUUUAAGCCGAUAAAGAUCCGGGGCGUGGAAUUGCAAAAUCGAUUCGUCGUCGCCCCUAUGUGUCAAUAUAGUGCUGACGACGGACAUGCCUCUGAUUGGCACUUUUCUCAUCUGUCCCAAUUCAUAAUUCACGGUACUCCCCUGACAAUCAUUGAGGCCACCAGUGUUACCCCCAACGGCCGUAUCAGCCCCGACGAUCUCGGUCUGUGGAAAGAUAGCCAGAUAGCAGGCCUGAAGCGUAUUGCGGAUUUUGCUCACUCCCAGGGUCAAAAGCUUGGUAUCCAGCUCGCCCACGCCGGCCGCAAGGCCAGUACCCUAGCCCCUUGGCUUGUCACCGAUGGUUCUGUAGGCGCCCUCGCCUCCCCUGAAGAGGGCGGUUGGGGUGACAACGUAUGGGCGCCUAGCGCCAUUAAGUACACCAAGAAUUUUCCGGACCCAAAAGCCAUGACUAUCGAGGACAUCAAGACCCUCGUGCAAGCCUUCAAGGACGCAGCCAGGAGAUCCGUCGAGGCCGGUAUCGACGUCAUCGAGAUCCAUGCCGCCCACGGGUAUCUCAUAACAGAGUUCCUCUCGCCACUCAGCAACAAGCGAACGGACAACUACGGCGGUAGCUUUGAAAACCGCAUUCGCCUGCUUUUCGAGAUCAUCGAGGCAAUCCGUAGCGUUAUCCCCGAGACCAUGCCCCUAUUCGUGCGCAUUUCGGCGACCGAGUGGAUGGAGUGGUCCGACGAGCCUAGCUGGAACCUUGAAGAAAGCAUUCGCCUCGCCAAGCUCCUCCCUGCUGCCGGUGUUGACCUGCUCGACGUCAGCUCGGGAGGCAACAGCGAUAGGGCGAAGCUCAACGUACACCCGUACUACCAGAUCGACCUUGCGGGCAAGAUUCGCGAGGCUAUUAAAAAGGAGAAUCUGAAUCUCCUUAUCGGUGCAGUCGGACUCAUCACAACUGCCGAAAUGGCGCGCUCAAUUGUCCAAGAGGGUAAGUCGUUGACUCAGGGUGCUACAGCGCACGACAGUGCCGAGGUCGGCGAGGAAGCAGGACAGAUUACGCAGGCGGAUAUUGUGCUGGUCGCUCGGCAAUAUCUGCGGGAGCCGGAGUUCACUCUACGUGUCGCACACGAGUUGGGUGUUGAGGUGAAGUGGCCCAUCCAGUACUCUAGAGCACAGUGGCAAAAAGGUCAAAAGAUCUAG
Messenger RNA from Daldinia childiae, 1293 nucleotides. RefSeq names its product putative NADPH dehydrogenase C23G7.10c. Gene Ontology annotation, molecular function: FMN binding; NADPH dehydrogenase activity; NADP binding. Bases 1 to 1293 code for a protein of 430 amino acids. Gene Ontology annotation, cellular component: intracellular anatomical structure. The transcript has a single exon. NCBI's taxonomy places the organism in Eukaryota, Fungi, Ascomycota, Sordariomycetes, Xylariales, Hypoxylaceae. The record is from RefSeq and is a predicted model, not a curated record.